Vicia villosa (hairy vetch) is the source of this 519-nucleotide messenger RNA. RefSeq names its product pectinesterase inhibitor 2-like. Lineage: Eukaryota; Viridiplantae; Streptophyta; Magnoliopsida; Fabales; Fabaceae. The coding region runs from base 1 to 519 and encodes 172 amino acids. The transcript has a single exon. The record is from RefSeq and is a predicted model, not a curated record. Gene Ontology annotation, biological process: negative regulation of catalytic activity. Gene Ontology annotation, molecular function: pectinesterase inhibitor activity.
AUGAUUCAUUAUUCUAUUUUAUUAGUGUUUUUCCUAUGUGUUACGUCCUCGUACGCGGCUAAUAAAGUUGUCCCAGUAAAUGUCAUUUGUGGAAGAGCCAAAAAUCCUUCAUUUUGUUCAAAUCUUCUCAAUCCAAAAUCUGGCGCAGACCUUGUUACUCUUUCACAAUACACAAUUGAUGUGACUCGUGCCGAUAUGACCAACACGGUGAAAUUAAUCAAUACGUUGAUCAAACAAAGUGCAAGUAAUGUCAAAGCAUCAAACCAUUACAAUUUGUGUUUGAAAUUAUUUGUUAACGAUGGAGGUGCUCUUUUUGUGCUUGAUAACGUUCAAAGAGUUUUGAAGGAGGGAAAUUAUCAUCUCAUGAAUGUUGGAGCAAAUGAUAUCGCAGCUGAUAUUAAUCGUUGCAUUAAUGAUCCUAAUUUUAGAGAUACUUCUUCCCUUCCAAGGUCCGCAGGAAAGGCAUUGCAAGAUGAUCAAGUUAUUCAAACUUUAUCAACUUUUUUGAUGUCUAAUUAA